CUUGUCAAAAGGGGCGACGACGACAGUGUUAUGUGAUGGAAAAUACAAACAAACUUCAUCAUUGAAGAAGCGUCACAAUAUAAUUUUAUCAUGGAAUCGCAUCCGCUUAAUUUGGCUCAUCAACAGCAUCGACGGGCUGAUGCACAUCUUAUAAACAACAGGUAUGAUGAAGCUAUGCAGUGCCAUAACAACGCAGCUGAACUACUUUUAGACGCUAUGAAAUCUACUACGUCUUCUAUCGCCUUAGAGUCUAUCACAUUACAACAUAGUUACCAUCUCAAACAAAAGGAUUUAAUAAAGAGCAAGAAAGAACAAUAUCUUCGAGUUAAGAAAGCAAUGGAGAAUUUAAAAAUCUUAGGCAAAGAUCCUUUACAAAACCUACAAGGACACGAACAUUCUAAAGUCCAGGUUGCUAUUUAUAGAGCAAUAAAUGAAACUGACUCUCUAUUACAAAUGCUGUCCAAUAAAAAUGAUGACAUCAAUGCAAAGGAAAUAGCUAUCAGAGAUGCUGUAGAUGGUAAGAAAAAGGAGAAAACUCAGCAAGACGUUGUAGAAGAGCUUCAAACAUUGAGCCAAAAUCUACAUUCAUUAGUAGAACAGUUAGUAUUUCAAGUGGAAGUAUUAAAAGAUGAAAAUAUGACAUUGAAAGAGAGAGUAAGCUAUUUAGAAAAAGAAAGAACUAAAUAUCUUAACUUGCCUUCUUCAUAUGAUUUGAAUAAUAGAAAUAACUCAUUAAAUAUUGCUAAUGAGGGAUUUUCUAAGGACUCUGCUCAAAAAUUACCUAUUGUACCUGAAAAAAUUACUAAUCGGCCUAGCCACUUUGAUUUGAACGCUUUAAGAAAUGACUGAGAUACCAUACUUGAAUUAACUUAUUUGUGAUAAUGUUAGUAAGUGAAAGUCUUUCAUUUGAUAUCAAACAUGACCUUUUUUCUACAAGUAUUAUUAUGUACUGCACUUACCAAAAGUAUGGUUUUGUACAUGCUUACAGUGUGUGCUUAUGGAAUUCUAUGAAUCAAAUUCUGUAAGUAAUAGCCGAAGAAUUAGUUCUGCACUUUCGUCAUAUGAUGUGGGGAUAACUUAGGUAUAAUAGUUAAGCAGAUAAUUAAAUAACAGAUUAAUCUAGUUAUCUAUUUUGAGCCAGGCCUUUGGAGUUGUAAUAUAUUGUAUUAUUUCAUGUUGUGGUCUUAUUUUUAAAUUUAUAUUGAAUAUCAUCAUUAUCUUUUUUUGUAAACAUUUCAUUAAGUAUUUAUUUAUUUUCUCCGGCAAAUGGUUGUAAAGUUGAUAAAAAAGCCUACAUUGUAUCCUGUUGUCUUAUCUAAUGCAUUGUUUUCUCUCUUCAAUGUUGUGUGUAGACUUGUGCAAUCUUAAUUGCUUCUUUGGAUUGUGCUUAAAGGUACAAUUCUGUAAUGGGCUGCAGGUGACAACCGCAGGCGACACUGCAGCUGACCGUGCAUCAUAUGCAUUGUACAGCUGCGGCAUGUUGCCGCGCUCGGAAUCAAUUUCAUAGAGAUUCAUAGAAACUUGUACCUUAAACCACUUCAGCUGGUAACUUGUACUAGGCUUUAAUUACCAUAUUACCUACUGAAAUACUACAUGUUCUAAACAUUGUGCAUCGUAUUUAUUUUUAUUACCUAUGUUAGA
Messenger RNA from Chilo suppressalis (striped riceborer), 1641 nucleotides. The record is from the annotation of a GenBank genome assembly. Lineage: Eukaryota; Metazoa; Arthropoda; Insecta; Lepidoptera; Crambidae.